Molecule: messenger RNA, 5442 nt
Organism: Poecilia reticulata (guppy)
Lineage: Eukaryota; Metazoa; Chordata; Actinopteri; Cyprinodontiformes; Poeciliidae
Gene: ak9
Product: adenylate kinase 9
Biological process (GO): nucleobase-containing compound metabolic process
Molecular function (GO): nucleobase-containing compound kinase activity; ATP binding
Source: RefSeq, a predicted model, not a curated record
GCAACCAGCAGACAGCUGCUUUGUUUCUCCAAAAGCAACGUCGACAGUGUUCGUUACCUACAAUUAAUACAUGUAGAAGGGAUUAUUCGAUUAUUUAAGGCAAAAGUAAGCACAAACGGUUAAACGGGUGACAGUUGAUAUGGUUAAAAAAAGAAACGGUCUUCUUUGAAAGCAUUUUAAUGUUUCGGUAGUUUCUCCGUUCGACAAGCUAAAUGUACGCUUUGGUGGACUAUCUAACAGAAGAUGAAGCUGAGAGAGCGGGUCUUCUUGCCAAACCCACCUGCUUCGUUAUAUUUGGAAGACCAGGUGUUGGGAAAACAACAUUGGCCAGAAACAUUGCAGUCUCUUGCAAGUGUAUUCUAAUUGAUGCAACAGAUAUGAUCAACACAUACAUUAAAACCAAAACCCAGGAAGGAAUAGAGCUUCUGAACAUCUUGAACGAGGGGAAAAGUGUCACAAACGAUGAGGUUGUGCAGUUGAUUCUUGACAGAAUUAACAAGCCCGAUGUUCAGCACUACGGCUACGUGCUGAGCUGCCUCCCUUAUGUAACAGAAGAUCCCCAAGAGAUCCAUGACCAGAUUGAAUUGAUCAAAAACCUCAAGCUGACGCCAGAUUUCAUCAUUAACAUCAAGUGUUCAGACAUUGACCUGGUCAAAAGGUUGUCUGGUCUGAAGCAGCAUCCAGAAACUGGGCAGCUACACAACCUGACUGUUUGGCAACAGGAAGAGGAGCUUCUCAGGAAGAGCAAGGAACAGGAGAUGGACGAUGCUGACGAAGAUUACGAGGAGGCUGAGGAGCAACCCCUCUCUAUGGAAAUAUUUGAACAGAUGGUGUGGUUACCAGAAUACCUGCCCCAAAAUAUUUUUGCUAAAAUCAGCACUUACAAGAACAUCCUGCUUAGACAGUUGGAGGACGUUUUUUCAGAACACAACCCCAUCUACCUCUUGGAACUAGACGGAAACGACCCACCUGGAGAACUGUACUUGUCUGUGAUGGCUCGUCUUGAAACUAUGGCUAUAAAGCCUGUCUCUGUUCCAAUCCUGCUCAGUCAACAUGUUGAGGAAGAACUAACAGACACCAUUUCCACAGAAGACCUUCUAAGAUACAUGACCUCCAUCAGAAUCGUGGCCCCUGGCUUUCGGUGGAGAAGAAGCCGCUGGGGUAGAAUUUGUCCAGUUGCUCUGAAGGAGGGCAACAUUAUUCAAGGAGAGAUAGAUUUGUGUGUAGGCUUUCAGGACAAGUUGUACAUACUUUCAUGUCAGGACGCCUACCACAAGUUUAUCGCAAAUCCACGCAGGUACCUACUGCCUCCAAUGCCCAGACCCCCUUGCAAGGUUGGCAUCAUUGGCUUUUCUCAGGCUGGAAAGAGCACCAUGUGCAGUCUUCUAGCUCAGCACUACGGUGCUGUGGUGCUCGAUUUAGAGGAGCUGAUAAAGCCAUUUUUAGCCAAGGCUGACCAGGAGAGGUUCGAAAAACUUAGAGACAUCACAACACCUGCUGUAAAGAGUAUGAGGAAGAAGAAGAAAUCGCGAGAAAGCGCUUCAGUGGCGAUGGAUAAUCCACAAGUAACUGCUCUGGUGCAACAAGCCAUUGAGGACGCGAAACAAAUGGCCAUACCGCCCUUUGAAAUGUAUGUUAAUGCUCUGAAAGAUCGAAUGGAAGAGAUAGAGAAAAUGAACUCCAAUUCUGAGGACAAAACAGGAUGGGUGCUUGACAACUUUCCCAAGAAUCUUUCUGAAAUGGAUGUCAUUCAGCAAGUCGGAACCCUGCCAGACACAAUCAUCUGUCUCCAAGACACUGAUAAACAUUACAUAAUGCAGAGAGUUUAUGAGAAGAAUAAGGAAAGCGUGGACAAAGAGAUUGAGAAAAGAUUACAGAGCCAACCGUGUCUGCGAAGUGAAACACUUUUCAAAGAAAAGGAGGAAGAAUCAGAGGCCCAGUCAGACCUACUGGCGAUUAUCGAAGAGGAAGAGGAAUUACCAGAAGGUAUGGAAAUUGAUUACGCCAGCAUUCCAGAGAUGAUGGAGUAUAGAGAGCAAAUUGAGAUAUUUGAGACGGAGUGGGAUCAAAUGCAAUCGAAUAUAACAGUAAGCCACUUCGAUGUUGAGAUUGGGAAAAAAAGCCCUGACGACUUGCUUCAAGAAAUUGUCAAAAAAAUGGAAAGACCAUUUCAGUAUGUGGCUUGGGAGUUUUCUUCAGUUGACCUGACCGAGGAGGAAGAAGAUCUGGAGGCCUUAGCAUUACUCGAAGAAGAAGAGAGUGAGGAAUCAGAAGAUGAAGACGACGAGGAAGAGGAUGUUGAACUAGCAAGCAGGAGGUUGUUGGGCGACACCAAGUAUUUCUGCCCUGUUGCCUUCAAAAGAAACAAUGUCCUGUGGCCAGUGACUGACAAAAUCUCAGCCAAGUACCGUGAAAGAACUUAUUACUUCUCCACCAUAGAGGCCAGAUACUCCUUCAUUGAAAAUCCUGGCGAAUUUGUUGCACAAGGAGAGCUCCUUAAGCCUCCUCCCUUGCGAAUCUUUAUGCUUGGCGCGAGAGGGUCAGGAAAAACGACUAAUGGUGAAUGGCUUGCAAAGCAACUCGGGCUUUUCCAUAUUCAGUUCAAAGAGCAACUGCAAAUGAAAAUUAUGGCCAAGACAUAUAACCCAGUUCCCUCUGCUGAUGAGGCCGUGUACCUAAAAAGUGAUACUGAGUAUGUGGAGGAGCAAAUAAGAGUAGAAAAGGGAGAGGAAGAGGAAACAGAAAAUAGAUCUGGCAACUUGAACAUUGAUGAGGAGAUGUUUUUGACUGAAGACGAAUUAGUCAUCAAAGCCUACCUAGCCGAGGGAGAGCCAUUGACUAAUCAAGUUUUGGAUAUGGUUAUUUUACCUUACUUUCAAGAAGAACCAUACAAGUCUGUAGGCUUCAUCAUGGAGGGUUUCCCCCAUGAUCCUGAGCAGGUGGACUUCAUGUUGGAACGACAGCUAUUCCCUGAUGUUGUUGUUGUCAUGGAAGUUGAAGCAACAGAUGUCCAAAGACGCCUGUUGCCAGGCUACCUUGAGAAGUGGCGCAUGCUCUACCACAAGCAUGAAGAACAGAUAAAACUUCUGCAACAUCUGCGGCAAAAAAAUCGAGAUGAAAUGAUCGCCAAGAGAACGGCUGAACUCAUAGAACUACAAGAGGCUGAUGAGUCCAGAUUUACCUUUAGGCACCAGAUGAAAGAAAAUGAGGAAGAAGCAGACGAUUCCACCAACAUGGAAGAGAUAGACGCUAUAUUGGAGGUGGAAUUUCCUGAAACAGGCUUCAAUGAGGACAUAGAGGAACAGGAGACUGAAGAGGCAGCGACUGAAUGGAUUGAGGAGGAAAUAGAAGACCGCUUUGAAAAGGACUCUGCAAAUAUUAUGUCUGUGAUGGAACUCAUCAGUGAAUAUCACAUACCCAAGCUGGAAUUCAAUGCAUCUCAAAAGCUAGAAAAAAUCCAGAAUCACAUGCUCCACAAAAUCAAGCCCAUGAUAACAAACAGGGAGUCACUUUUCCUAUCAUGUCAGCACGUCUCAUACAGACUCUCACACAAUCUGCUGCUCUACUCCUAUAAGCUUAACAGUGCCUUUGGCUGUGCAGACCCUGUCGAGCAAUACGACGAGGACAUAAUUCAUCCAAUCCAGUGGCCUCUAACUUCCUCAUAUUCCCUCAUCCUCAGUCCGUUUAUUUACUUUUUUCGAACCAAGGAAAACCGCAGCAAGUUCACACUGAACCCCUUAAAAUACCUUCGACAGCCAACGCCCACCACUUCCUUCCCUAUAAAAAUAGCAGUGACUGGACCUCCUAAAGCUGGAAAAACCACUGUGUCAAAAAUGUUUGCCGAUAAAUAUGGUUUAGCUCGGCUUUCCAUUGGGGCAGCAAUGCGUCUGGUGUUGAACUACAAGGCGCACACCAACCUCGCUGCAGAGAUGAAAAAGUAUCUCACACAGGGCCUUGUUGUGCCUGAUGAACUGGCUGUUCAGUGUCUGGGAGUGGCGCUCCUUAGCUCUGUAUGUAGCAUUCGAGGGUAUGUACUGGAUGGCUUUCCAAUGACCCUUCACCAGGUAGAACUCAUGGAGUCUCAGAACAUCAUACCCAUACUAGUAUUUGAGCUCCACAUCAGUACCGUAGAGGUCCUUCUGAGAGGCCUUUCUGACAAGAUGAACCCCAACAAGCCUUACCUAUUACAUGACAGCUCUGAGAUCCUGCACAGUUGGGAUUCGUCUUACAAGAAAGAGGUUGAACAUGUUAGGCCAUACUUCCAAGAACAGCAUCAGAACUGGUUCAUGCUCGAUGGCUCUAAAAACAAAUGGUGGCUGUGGAAAAAUAUUUUACAACAAGUCGACAUCAGUAUGAAAUGUGUGAAUUCCUACAUGAAGAGGAGAUAUAGUGGGAAAGCUGCCUGCAUAAACAGGCUGUGCAUCACACCCAAAGAGCUUAAUAGUCGCAUUGGGGAGUUUGGCCAUUACUGUCCUGUCUGCCUUGCUCUCUUCCAUCACCUGGAGGAUUGCUCAGAAACUGCAGACUUGACUCAUGCUGCUGAGUACAAAAAGUUGUAUUAUCGCCUAUGUGGUGGAAACCAUCUGGAGAUAUUCCUGUCAAAUCCUGACGAGUUUUUGGCGCCUUGUUGUCCAUACAACCUCCCUGGACCCCAUCUACUGCCAAGAAAGCUGACAGAGUUGCAGGUGAAAAACAAAUUCCCACAGCAGAUUGAGUUGAAGGGAUUCUGUCCUGUCACUUUCAAGGAUGGAAACCAGAGGUAUGAAGCACUGGUUCGAGGACUGAUGCAAUAUGCAGUGGAAUACAAGGAAAAACUUUACAUUUUUGAGACAAAAGAGAAGCAGCAGAAGUUCAUGAGGAUGCCUGAACUCUACUGUGACCAAAAGCUGCCCUGUAAGGUUCCUCCUCUUGAUGAGCCUGUUCCGCUCACUUCUCUUCCAACACUGGGCUACCUGGAACAGGGAGUGGCAGAAGCAGUGAUCAAAGCCAUGACAGCUGUUGGGUCUCUCAAACCAAAGUACCCUUUUGUCAGUGUAAAAAGAUCAGCUCUUGUGUAUGUGGCCUUCUAUUUGAAAGCUUUCAAUCAAAAGUCCACUGGCUGUCUUCGUCAGAAGUACAAGAAAAAACUUGCAUCAUUUGAAGAGAACUGUGAGCUCAUAACCUACCUCAGUUCAGCAAUGACAGGAGCCUAUAAACCUCCCGGCGAACGUCCCAUAGAUUUUGACUUUAAGCUCAACAGGUUUAUGGCACUGGGAGCUCCGGGAGCCACUGAUAGUCUGUAGCUACAUCUUUUCUGGGUGUUCUUUCAGCAUGGUCAUUUAGCAGUAGUGCAGUUCUGUGUAUGUGUAUGAAUAACAUUUUAAAUCUGUGACGUUUUAGAAAUGUGCAAUCUGUAAUUAAGCAUAUUUCUCUUUAAAUAAAAAACAUUGGCUUCGAUCAUUA